ACACACUGUAGACAAAGACUUCCCUCUAAUAUAAACAUGUGUAAACAAGAUCUUAACUUGAUGAAAACCAAAUCAUAUAGGUAUAAGUGAUGACAGGAUUUCAGUAGAACAUUUAAAGAUAGCUGAUAAUCGGAAGUGAAAUGAACAAGCAGAAAUGAACAUUAAGUUGAAAUCUACACUCCUGUUUAGAUGACAGUGAUAUGAAACAAUUCUCAGAACUUUAUUAUAAGAGAUAUGUAGUCUAAUCUAAUUGAAAGUUGGUUUCUUGAUGAAUUAUGUAAUGUUUGUAAUUGAGCAAUCUUGUGACUGAGGAAGAAAUUAAUGAAAAUUUUCUGGAGAUAUAAAUAGAGAUUACAAGUAUGACCAGCUAUUAUUCCUGAAGGAUUUUUUACUUAACAGCUACAUUUCUAAACUUAUACAAUUGUUAUAUUAAGAACAAAAUGGAAUUAGAAGUUUUUUCAUGCAAUGGAAUUUAUAAAAUUAUUUUCCUGAUGUCAUGGAUUAUAUUUGUGAAUGGAGCACCUCAGUUAGAGACAAAUGUCCAGGAGUCGUGUGUUCUAAGUUUAACUAUUCCUAAGGACAGCAUAAAAAGUAGUUGUAAUAUGAAUGAUCAAGUUGUACGAAAGAUGCAUUCCAUGGAAUCUCAGUUUAAUCAUUUUCGGACUAAACUAGGUGCUUUGGAGAUUCGACUACCAGAAAUUGUGUUAAAUUCAAAUCGUUAUGGAGACAAAGUUGAACAGCUUGAGUUAGUUAUUGCUAAAGAGUCAACCUAUUAUAAACACAUGGACGAGAGAAUAAAAGCUUUAGAGGAAAGGGUGGUCAAGGACAGGGAAAGCAAUUCUGAAAAACACAUUACUGAACCAGACACCCUACUUGACCCAAUACGACCUUUAGUUAUGGCUGAACUUCAACAAAUGAAGGAAGACUUGAGGAGAGAUCUAACUGAGGAAAUAAGAAAAGAAAAAGAAAAAGAAGAACAAAUUUCCAAAGAAACACUUAUUUCUUCUAUCAAACCUAUGCUUUUGGCCGAGAUGCAGUAUGUUAAGGAAGAAAUACUUAAAAGUAUGAAAAACAUGAUGUCAAUCAAAAUUUUGGAUCAAACCGAGGAAAUUGGUUCCUCAGAUGAAAUUGAAAAUCACAUUGUUGAAGAUGUAGUACAACCUGAAAAUCACCUUAAUAUGGUGUCUGACCAAAGUGUUACUAAAGAUGAUGAGCCUUUACUUAAGGAUAUGGCUCGGACCUUGCACAACCUUGAUGAGGGCAAUGUUACCAUUUUAUCUAAUAAAAAAGAUAUCGAACAGUUGGAAAAUCUUACCAAAGAUAUUGAAUUUGUUGCUAAAACCAAUGAUAACUUUUCUGAGAAGUCAGAAAUUCUGACAGAAACCUUACAGAAAACUAUUGAAAUUUUACAAAAUGUUGCAAAAAACAAUUUGGCAAAAGACCUUGAUGAAAAAAUUGACAAAUUGAGUACUGAAAUGGAAAUCAAACUGAAAUCUAUUACCAAUAAAUGCAAUGAAAUAUGUUUGGCCAAAGAGGUCAGAUCAAGUGAGUUGGAGGACAGAAUUGAUGAAAUAUCACAAAACUUUACAGUACAAAAUGAGAAAGUUGAAGAAUAUGUCAAAAAGUUGAACUUAUCUGAUGAUUUACGUAAGAUAAACACAUCACUAUCCAAUGCUAAACUUGAAAUGCAAUCAAUGGACAGACGAAUUGACAGUUAUACAAAUGAUAUAUACCUGGAUACUAAAAUUCAAACCAAAGUGGAAACUAUUAAAUCCAGUUUACAGUUAUCUCUCAUGGGUAUUCAGUCAAACCUUGCUUCAUAUGAAAACAAACUGUCACAUCUAGAAAGACAGAAUAACCUAUCCUCGACAUUACUCAAUCACUUCAAGAAAACACUGAUACAUAAUCAUAAUCAAACUGAUGUCAACUUUGAAAACGUCAAAUCUGAAAUAACAGAAAUAGAGAAUCGUCUAAAGGAAGAAAUGACGCAGAAAAUAAACACGGAAAAUUUGGAGUCUCGGCUAGAAGGACUUGAGACAGAAUUCAUGUUCUUUAAAAGCAGAGUGACCACCUUGCAGAAAAAUUCAACAAUUGGUGACAAUAAACUUGAUAUCAAACUUGCUGAACUUAACUCAAAAACACAGAGCAUUGAUUGGCAGCUUACUUCACUACAUGAUCAUGCACAGCGAAUUCUGGAAAUUGAACGAAAUCAAACUUUGAUGAAAAAUAACUAUGACCUUAUGCGAGAGGUGAUGAAACUUAUUCACUUGGAGCAAAAACUCAGACACAAUCGUUGGAUUGAGUUUAAUUUCACUCACCAUUCAUUGAAAAAUGCUUGCCACAAAAAACAAUAUGUGAAACGCAAUCCAAUAUCCAAGAAUGGACUUGGAGCUUAUGUUGGAGUCCAACUGUGCACACCAACAAGAUACAAAUUAUUUUUGGGAAAUUCCCUGGAUGAAGAAUUUCUGGACAUUGGUGACCAAUAUGGCCAUGGACAGGAUCAUUGCCAAUUCAUUGGAGGAGAAUCUGAGAAUGGUGUGACCGUUGAUACAGAAUUCCCAUCAGCUAUGGGAAUGAAAGCAUUCAUGAGAAGACAAUGGGACGAGAAGCCACAUUUAGGAUUCCUUUCCUUCAUGACACCGACACCGAGCUGGUAUGAAUGUGGUAUGUCUUUACCAUAGUAGUGUGUAUCUGUAGGAUUUGGACAAAAAUUCCAGAGAUCAAAACUUUUGGAAAGUGCUUAAAUACAGUGAAACAUGUCAAGUGAACAAAGUUUGAUGGAAUAAAACUAUGUGACUUUAUGGAAUUGUGUAAAACACGAUAAUUACAUUCUGAGUGCUAAAGUUUACGACAAAUUAUAAAACACUGGCUGUACUUUUAUCAUUAUUUGACUUUGAAUGAAAUAAUAUUGAAAAUGAGUUAAAUGUUGUACUUUAUACUUAUUGUAUCUUUUUGUGAAGAGGGAGGGGCAUGAAACUUCAAUCUGUUUUAUCCUAUGGAAAAUGUUAAUAGCAAUAUAUAUUACAUUACAUAUCAAAUUUGUCAUUUACUGAAUAUUGGGGUUUUAGAAAAUCAAAAAAACUGUUAAAAUUUAUUCACAUAAUCACAAGAACAAAUGAUGACAACUUCUUGGUCACAUUAAUCCAAUUUUUUUAUUUCAUUAUAAGUUUAUGUAUAUAUUGCUGCAAUUUGGCCCAAACAUCUGGGGUCAACCUAGCUCGAAUUUCAGUUACACAUUAUUUAAGGUUUAGUAUAUAUGCAAGGACACCAAUGACCGAAUUGUUUCAUCUGAUUUAAUAAAAUACAAUAAUCGUUGGGUAUGUUUGGUGUGAGGUAGAAGAUAACAGAAUAAAUUGGUCAAACUGUCAUGCAAUGUUAGGGGUCUACAAAUUGCACAAUUCAAUUAGGAAUAAUUUUAAGAUAAGAAAAAUUUAACUGGUAAUAAAUGUCUGCUUUCAGUGCAUUGUAAUUUCUUGAAAAUAUAAAUAGUUCAAUGCACUUUACUGAAAUGUUACAUCUGUUUCAAUGUUGAUGGAUAAAGGAAAGAUGAAUGAUGAACUACCAGUGAUGAUGGAUAAAGAAAGGAUUAUUUGUAAAUAAGAUUGAUAGUCUGACAACACUGCUUGUAUGCUACCUGUUUUGUUUUAUAAAAGAUAUAAAUUGUUAUAUUAUAAUUAGAAUUGAUGUAUAUAAUUAUAAAACAAUCUUUUUUAAAUUGA
Molecule: messenger RNA, 3719 nt
Organism: Mytilus californianus (California mussel)
Lineage: Eukaryota; Metazoa; Mollusca; Bivalvia; Mytilida; Mytilidae
Product: paramyosin-like
Exons: 2
Coding region: 441-2681 (746 amino acids)
Source: RefSeq, a predicted model, not a curated record